Molecule: messenger RNA, 867 nt
Organism: Dichomitus squalens LYAD-421 SS1
Lineage: Eukaryota; Fungi; Basidiomycota; Agaricomycetes; Polyporales; Polyporaceae
Exons: 1
Coding region: 1-867 (288 amino acids)
Source: RefSeq, a predicted model, not a curated record
AUGCUCCAACUAGCCAUUGGCGUUCACACCUACGACUGUCUCACCGAUGACUUCUUUGCUCUACGGGUGUUCCUCUUACUUGUCUUUAGCGACAUUCCAGCGAUCUCGAUAAUUAUGCGCAUGAAGGGGCACAACGCCCUCGUGCCAUGCCAGAUGUGCAAUAUCCAUGGUAUCCGAAUACCAGACUCCCGGAAUCUGAUCCAUUACGUCCCCCUUGAUCGCAGCCACCAUCCUGACGUCCGGUCAUAUCCUGACACUGUGCAGGUGUACGAUCCCCUUUCUCUUCCCCUUCGGUCUCAUGCGCAGAUUCUCUCUCAAGCACGAGAAGUUCAAUCAGCCCUCACAGGUGCUGAAGCGGAGCGUCUUGCCAAGCAGUACGGCAUUAAAGGUCUUCCCCUCCUCAGCGCCCUAGACUCCCUCUCAUUUCCUGCCUCCUUUCCAUACGAUUUCAUGCACCUCAUCUUUGAAAACGUCAUAAAGAACCUGAUGAACCUUUGGAGUGGGAACUACAAGGAUCUCGAUGAUGGUCUUGAGAAUUACGAGCUCAAAUCGGCAAUCUGGGAGGAUAUCAGCGCCGCAAGCGAGGAGUCAGGUUUGUACAUCCCAUAUGUGUAUGGCCUCCGCCCACCCAAUGUCGCAAGCGAUAAGACGUCCUGGACAGCAGACACACGAUCAUUCUGGAUGCAAUACAUUGGACCUGUACUCCUCAAAGGGCGAUUUGCGCAGCCUAAGUAUUAUGAACAUUACCUCUUAUUCGUCCACCUGGUUCGAAAAUGUCUCCAGUGGGAAGUUUCGUCAGCAGAUGUCCAGUACAUCCGGGAGGGGUUCGCACAAUGGGUGACAACCUAUGAACAGUGCGUGUAUUAA